AUGAUGUUACGAUAUUUAUUAUGUCUAUUCACUUUAAUUGCUUCAAAUAAUGGUCAACGUAUUUAUAAGGAAUCAAGUGAAUGUCCAGGCAAUCUUAAAUGGAGUACAACAGGAAAAACAGUUAUGGGUGGUUAUGCUUCAGGCUUAUUAAGUUUACCUACAGGUUUAUUUAUUGAACCUAAAACACAAAUUUUAUAUGUUUCUGAUAAUACUAAUAAUCGAAUUCAAAAACUUUAUCCAAAUGGUGAAGUAACAACUGCAGCUGGUCAAGCAAAUGGUACAGGUGGAUCAACAUCAGAUACAUUAUGGAAUCCAGUAGAUGCUUUUGCAGACGAAAAUGAAAAUGUUUUUGUUGCUGAUUGGAAUAAUCAAAGAAUUCAACUUUGGAAAAAAAAUGCUAAAAGUGGUAAAACAGUAGCAGGAAAUGGUACUCGUGGUUCUGCAUUAAAUCAAUUUAGUUAUCCAAGUAGAGUUUUACUUGAUUCAAACAAAAAUAUUAUUGUUGCUGAUACACAAAACGAACGUAUAACAAAAUGGCCAUCUAAAUUUGAUCCAAAAACAUCUGUCGGCACAGUUAUGGCAGUAAGUUAUUCAUUUCAUUUUUAUAGCACGACAAAAAAAAGGAUACCGCCGGAUAAGAUCGUAAAUCUGCCACCCCCCUAGUUC
Molecule: messenger RNA, 666 nt
Organism: Rotaria sordida
Lineage: Eukaryota; Metazoa; Rotifera; Eurotatoria; Philodinida; Philodinidae
Source: the annotation of a GenBank genome assembly